Molecule: messenger RNA, 1089 nt
Organism: Plasmopara halstedii
Lineage: Eukaryota; Oomycota; Peronosporomycetes; Peronosporales; Peronosporaceae
Exons: 1
Coding region: 1-1089 (362 amino acids)
Source: RefSeq, a predicted model, not a curated record
AUGGCGAAAGGUGUUUGGAUCACAAACGAGAUGCGCGAAAGGAUCGCACAGAUGCGCAAUGAUGGAAUACCGGUCAAGGACAUUGCUGAGCAAAUGGAGCGCAGCAGCAAUUACAUUUACCGCAUCUUGAGAAAUAUGAAUAGUGCAGACCCAAUUAACAAGAGACAGAAGACAACAGCCUUCGAAUUAUCAACAGCCACUGCGACUGUCCCAGAUGUCGCACGGAGUUAUGAUGCUGACGAGAAAAGUAAUCGAAAUUUUGGAGACCUUCCCGACCCUAAUUCUUCGAUCCUCUGUGCUGUCGAAAACAUGGAAGUUUCGGCCUGUGAGCCUGAACAAAGUUUUGAGCAGCUACUUUCCCAAGCCCAAGCGAGACAACAUACAGUAAAUGCCACUGUUCUCUUCAGCACUGAAACAUCCACGGAAGAUAAACCUCAUGCUCUUCAAUUACCGAAUGAGUUAACGAAUGCAUCGAACUCGCUUAACCAUUCAGCGGAAUUAACCCAAGACAUCACGUUCUGUGAUCACUUAAAACCCACCCAACUGCAAUUGCAGCCUUCGACAAAACAAUUUCCUACAAAUUCUCGACUUCGGACCCAAAAACCAAGCAGUCACCAAUCUUCGGCGCUGGAUUUUUCUAUGCUUGAUGAACCACAGGUCAAGACGAAGUCUUCGAACAAAACACGAGACUUUUUUGGGGGACUUGACGAUCUUCUCAAGCAAAUUCAGGACGAGAUUCAACGCCUCAAAAGUUUAAUUCAGUCCGAUCUGUAUGACGCUCAACUGUUGCAAAUGUUAAUGAAAUUUCACGCUGAAAUACAACUUUUGCAAUACAAGAAAACGUUAUCCGCUAACGAACUCAGUAAGUGCGCAGAAGACCAAGGUGUGAAUGAUCAGGAAAGCGGUAACUUGCUUCGUCAGAAGCUGUCAACCGAAAUAACGCUUUUAAGCCUUCAAGUGGACAGGGAAAGACUGGAGCUGGAGCGCGAGCAGAUCAAACACAAGACAACCUCACUUAUUUGCCGGAAGACCCUCCUGGAAGCCAAUGCUUCUUCAAACAAUGUGAAUGGUUCAUUUCCUCGCCAGUAG